Messenger RNA from Colletotrichum phormii, 2062 nucleotides. Its product is annotated as aldehyde dehydrogenase. Gene Ontology annotation, molecular function: aldehyde dehydrogenase (NAD+) activity. The coding region runs from base 416 to 1906 and encodes 496 amino acids. The record is from RefSeq and is a predicted model, not a curated record. The transcript is spliced from 3 exons. Lineage: Eukaryota; Fungi; Ascomycota; Sordariomycetes; Glomerellales; Glomerellaceae.
ACUCCCCCUCAUCCUUUCUUUCUCUUCUGUCCCCCCCUCCAUCCGUCCACCCUCCUCCUCCUCCUCCUCCUCCUAACCCCCCUGCCCCCGGACUCCACCGCCGUCGAGCAAGGUAUCGCCUUCGCCUCCUUCAGACUCCAGAGUCUCUGACAAUUCGUCCCUGCCUUUGCACCGCGCGGUAUCACUUUCGGACUUGUCUCCCCCGGCUCUGCUCUGUGCUCUCCCCCCCCCCGGACCCCGCUUUAUAUACAGUCUGUGAUCCCCAGCUUCUUCUCCUGAGUUUCUCCUCUCCCUCUCUCACUUCUCACUACUCUCAACUCACAAACUCCAUCUCAAUCCAAACUAUUCUUUUUCUUCUUUCUUCCGUGAUACCAAAUACCCCUCCACGUUUCGUCUUAUUUCCAAAAAUCACACAAUGGGUUUGUCCGUUGAGCUCAAGACCCCGGUGACGGGCCCCUACAACCAACCUACAGGACUGUUCAUCAACAACGAGUGGGUUGAGAGUGUCGACAAGCAGACUUUCGAGGUCAUCAACCCCUCCACCGAGGAGGUCAUCACCUCCGUCCACGAGGCCACCGAGAAGGAUGUCGACAUUGCCGUCGCCGCCGCCCGCAAGGCCUUCGAGGGCGAGUGGAGAAAGGUUGCUCCCAGCCAGCGUGGUUACCUCUUGAACAAGCUCGCCGAUAUUGCCGAGAAGAACACCGACCUCCUGGCCGCCGUCGAGUCUCUCGACAACGGAAAGUCCAUCUCCAUGGCCAAGGGCGACGUCGGUGCCGUCGUCGGCUGCUUGAGAUACUACGGAGGCUGGGCCGACAAGAUCGAGGGCAAGACCAUUGACGUUGCCCACGACAUGUUCCACUACACUCGCUCCGAGCCCAUCGGUGUCUGUGCCCAGGUCAUCCCCUGGAACUUCCCCCUCCUCAUGCUCUCCUGGAAGAUCGCCCCCGCCCUGGCGACGGGUAACACCAUUGUCAUGAAGACCGCCGAGCAGACCCCCCUGUCCGCUCUCGUCUUUGCCCAGUUCAUCAAGGAGGCCGGCUUCCCCCCCGGUGUCUUCAACCUCAUCAACGGUUUCGGCAAGAUCGCCGGUGCCGCUCUCUCCUCCCACAUGGACGUCGACAAGAUCGCCUUCACCGGCUCCACCCUCGUCGGUCGCCAGAUCAUGAAGGCCGCCGCUAGCUCCAACCUGAAGAAGGUCACCCUCGAGCUUGGCGGAAAGUCCCCCAACAUCGUCUUCAACGACGCCGACAUUGAGCAGGCCAUCUCCUGGGUCAACUUUGGCAUCUACUACAACCACGGCCAGUGCUGCUGCGCCGGUACCCGCAUCUUCGUCCAGGAGGGCGUCUACGACAAGUUCCUCGCUGCCUUCAAGGCGCGUGCUGAGCAGAACAAGGUCGGCGACCCCUUCCACCCCGAGACCUUCCAGGGCCCCCAGGUCUCCCAGCUGCAGUUCGACCGCAUCAUGGGCUACAUCAAGGCCGGCAAGGACGAGGGCGCCACCGUCGAGACGGGCGGUGCCCGCCACGGCGACAAGGGCUACUUCAUCCAGCCCACCAUCUUCAGCAACGUCCGCCCGGACAUGAAGAUCAUGCAGGAGGAGAUCUUCGGCCCCGUCUGCGCCAUCGCCAAGUUCAAGGACGAGGAGGAGGUCAUCAAGCUCGGAAACGACACCACCUACGGUCUGGCCGCUGCCGUCCACACCACCGACCUCAACACCGCCAUCCGCGUCAGCAACGCCAUCAAGGCCGGCACCGUCUGGGUCAACUGCUACAACAUGCUCUCCUACCAGGUGCCCUUCGGCGGCUUCAAGGAGUCCGGAAUCGGCAGAGAGCUCGGCGAGGCCGCUCUCGCAAACUACACCCAGAACAAGUCCGUCGCGAUCCGUCUGGGCGGAGCGUUGUUCUAAGGAGGGUAUCUUGGUUGGAAAGGUAAUGAAAACUGGGGCUUAUUCCGGCGCAAAUGUGUACAUGACCUUGAUGUAACUUUUUUUUUUCUUUCUCGUUUCAAAUAUCACGUUGCAUGAUACCAAUAACAAAAAACAAUCAAAAACUUGUCUAUCUCA